CAUUUUGGAAGAAAUUGAAUCAUUUCCUGAUAAGACCGAUAAAAAAUCACAAAAUGUAACCAUCAAGCCCAGUGGAAAAAAUUCUAAUACCUUUGCAUAUAUAAGAUUACAAGUCAGAAAGAAAUUACAAAAUGCACUGA
Racocetra persica is the source of this 140-nucleotide messenger RNA. NCBI's taxonomy places the organism in Eukaryota, Fungi, Glomeromycota, Glomeromycetes, Diversisporales, Gigasporaceae. The record is from the annotation of a GenBank genome assembly.